Messenger RNA from Astyanax mexicanus (Mexican tetra), 2204 nucleotides. RefSeq names its product excision repair cross-complementation group 8 (gene ercc8). Gene Ontology annotation, cellular component: nucleotide-excision repair complex; Cul4A-RING E3 ubiquitin ligase complex. Gene Ontology annotation, molecular function: protein binding. The coding region runs from base 325 to 1527 and encodes 400 amino acids. Gene Ontology annotation, biological process: transcription-coupled nucleotide-excision repair; proteasome-mediated ubiquitin-dependent protein catabolic process; protein polyubiquitination. The record is from RefSeq and is a predicted model, not a curated record. NCBI's taxonomy places the organism in Eukaryota, Metazoa, Chordata, Actinopteri, Characiformes, Acestrorhamphidae. The transcript has 12 exons.
UUAAAGCUAAACUAGUUUAGCUUAGCUUCUGCAGCAGCCUAUCAGAGGGAGGCUGAGCUCCAGCCGAGAGUGAAUUUAUAGAUUAUUAAUAGUUUAAUAUUAUAGAUUAUGAUUGUGAGGAAUAUUAUUAACAGUAAAUGUGUAUUACUGGGUUUCCACAGACACAGAAAGCGGAGUGUUGAUUAGCUGGGUUAGCUUAGCGUAGCUUUCUCUACAGGACUCUACAGGGUUCUUUAGCUUAGCUUAGCCAAACAGCUAACUAGCCUAGCCUAGCCCAGCUGUAAUUAUUAUAUUAUAUUAAUAUUAAUAAUCAGAUUAAUAAUCAUGCUGAGUUUUAUUACAGCCCGGCAGAUCGGACUGGAUCCCCCGGUUCGGCUCAGACGCGCAGAAUCAGCCCGCAGGGUUCUGAGUUUGGAGUUAAAUCAUGAUCGAGAGGUGGAGAGAAUUCAUGGGAACGGAAUCAACACUAUAGAUAUAGAAGUGAUAGAGGGCAGAUACAUGUUGUCUGGAGGAUCAGAUGGGGUGAUAGUGAUCUAUGAUCUGGAGAAUAACAGCAGGAAGCUGCAGUACACCUGUAGAGCAGUCUGCACUGUGGGCAGGUCCAGUCGUCAUGUGCACAGGUUCAGUGUGGAGACGGUUCAGUGGUAUCCUCACGACACCGGCAUGUUCGUCUCCAGCUCAUUCGACAAAACCAUGAAAGUGUGGGACACAGAGACACUCAAGCCGGCGGAGGUGUUUCAGUUUGAGGGGAAUGUGUAUUGUCACCACAUGUCUCCCAUCGCCCGGAAACACAGUCUGAUAGCAGUCGGUACUAAAGACCCUAAAGUUCAGCUGUGUGAUCUGAAGUCCGGCUCUCGUAUUCACAUCCUGCAGGGUCACAGGGGGGAGGUGCUGUCGGUCAGGUGGUCUCCACGCUACGAACACAUCCUCGCCACAGCCAGUGCUGAUAGCAGGGUGCGAGUGUGGGACGUCCGGCGAGCCUCUGGGAGUCUCUUUACUUUGGACCAACAGAACGGAGACCAAUCUAAAACCUCUACUGAAACAGUGAACACGGCUCAUGACGGGCGAGUGAACGGUCUGUGCUUCACCCACGACGGUCUGUAUCUGCUCACCACCGGCACCGACGACCGGAUGCGCCUGUGGAACAGCUCCACCGGAGAAAACACGCUGGUGAAUUAUGGGAAGGUGGUUAAUGAGAGCCGUAAGGGGGUUAAGUUGACGGUGUCGCAGGGCUGCAGUCCGGAGUUCGUGUUCGUGCCGUGCGGGAGCAGCGUGAUGGUGUACGCUCUGCACACGGGGGAGAUGAUCACCACGCUGAGGGGGCACUACAACAACGUAGACUGCUGUGAGUUCCACCCCGACUAUCAGGAGUUGUACAGUGGGGGGAAGGACUGUAAUAUUCUGGCCUGGGUUCCGGUGCUGCGAGGACCCGAUACUGAAGAUGAAGAAACUGCUAAAGUGAAGGGUGGAGCGAGUGCUGCUGUUAACCCUGCGUUUGAAGACGCCUGGAGCAGUGAUGAAGAUUAAUCGAGAUUAAAUGAGAUUAAAUGGUGAAGUUUGAUAACAGGACUCUGACUGUUCCUCACAGACGCUGUUCACUACAGAUCUCAGUGGUGAUGCCGAGAAUAUCGAACUGAAGAAUCUAUUUUUCUGGUUUAAGUUUGAUUUUGUAUAAAUGUGGGAAUUUACUGUAGCUUCAAAAGUUUGGACACUCCUGCUCAAAAACACACAAAGGACUCGCCAACAUGACCCCGCCCACAUGACCCCGCCCACAUGACCCCUCCCACAGGACUCGCCCACAUGACCCCGCCCACACGACCACGCCCACAUGACUCCUCCCACAGGACCCGCCAACAUGACCCCGCCCACAUGACUCCUCCCACAGGACCCUGCCAACUUGACCCCGCCCACAGGACUUCACUCACAGGAGCUAACCACAGGGCCCCACCCACAUGACUCCUCCCACAGGACCCCGCCCACAGGACACUGCCACAGGGCCCUGCCCACAUGACUCCUCCCCCAGGACCCCACUCAGGGACUUUAUGUACAGGACUCUGCUGCUGUAAGUGAAGGUGUGUUGUUUACCUGCACUGAGUGAGUCUCCCUCAUUUGCAUAAACUUUGCCUGUGACACGAAUCUGAACUGAGAUCUGUUCAUUAAAGCUGAGCUAUAAAAAAUAAAUAAAGUAAAAGACUGAGAGAAAA